Molecule: messenger RNA, 1506 nt
Organism: Oryza brachyantha (malo sina)
Lineage: Eukaryota; Viridiplantae; Streptophyta; Magnoliopsida; Poales; Poaceae
Product: methyl-CpG-binding domain-containing protein 2-like
Exons: 5
Coding region: 182-1120 (312 amino acids)
Molecular function (GO): DNA binding; zinc ion binding
Source: RefSeq, a predicted model, not a curated record
UCUUCUCCGCCCUCUCCCGUACGCGACAGCGAGGCCGGCGAGCUUCCCCCCUCCGCCCGCGCUCCUCCCGCCCUUGCGGCGGCGGCCCAGGGCAGGCUUCUCCUCCCACCGCCUGCGCCGUCGUCCUCGGUAGAUAGGGCAUUUGUAAUUUGGAAUUCAAACCAGACAAUCACAAAAGCAUAUGGGAAAUUCGAAAGCUCCUCAACCAUCAAAGAAAUCGCAGAUUAUGUUGUCUGAUACUGACGGACAAUUGGACAAUGAUGACUUUUCAUCAGAAAGUGCAUCUAAUCAAAUGGUUCUGUUCAACCAUGAAACCGUAUCUAAAGGGCAAGAUGAAGACCAUUUGCCAUCUUUGCAGAAAUCAGCCCAUUCUAAUAAUCCAAACCGAGGAUUGCCAUCUAUUGGGGCAUUCACUGUUCAAUGUGCUAAGUGUUUCAAAUGGAGACUUAUUCCAACAAAAGAGAAGUACGAAGAAAUUCGUGAGUGUAUUAUACAGGAACCUUUUGAGUGUGAACGGGCCCGUGAGUGGAGGCCUGAGGUAACAUGUGAUGAUCCAGAAGAUAUAUCUCAGGAUGGAAGUAGGCUUUGGGCUAUUGACAAACCCAACAUUGCACUACCUCCUCCUGGAUGGGAACGACAGAUUAGAAUAAGAGGUGAAGGAGGCACCAAAUUUGCUGAUGUGUAUUAUACUUCUCCUUCCGGGAGGAAACUGAGGUCACUUGUUGAAAUUGAUAGGUACCUCUUAGAGAAUCCGGAUUAUGUUGCACAGGGUGUAACAUUAACUCAAUUCUCAUUCCAGAUUCCUAGGCCUCUGCGACAGGACUAUGUCAAAAAGCGCCCUAAGAUAAUGAAUCCUAGUGACGAAGCAAGUGUAGUAACAACCAAGUCCAUUAAACCGGAAGAAGUGAGCCCCAUAGCCUGGGCAGCUCCAUCGAUACAUCAGGAGGGUGAGGCUGGGGAAAGAACUCAGGCUGAUGAGCCACCUGAAGCAGAAGAAGUGGAGCUAACACGGAAGAGGAAAGCGGAAAGCCCUCUGGCCGAAGAGGCACAUUCUAACCAUGUCUGUGAUGAAGUGAAAACCAAGUUAGAGGAUACUCAAAAUGGAGGUUCUUCGGCCUGAAGGCUGCAACACAGUGAUACCCUUCAGCUCCCCAUCCACGGUUUUAUUGAUUCUCCUUUGCAUUUCAUUUUGCGCGGGGCAGUUUUUUUUUGGGUAAUGCAAGGCCUUGCUGGCCUUAUAUGUAUCAUGCCACAUUAGUGCCAUGUUGGAGGCUGACCCAAAAUAUAAGUUUUGGGACACGUUACAGAUGUUGUAUCCAAAAGCCCUGUUGAACUCUUGUCAGAAGUAUGUCUUCUAGUUUGAGCUUUAGGUAGGAAACCUGCCGUGUAAGAUUAGCUCCUCUCCUUGUUACUCUCUUUGUAAGAUAAGGAAAUGUUGCAUGGACAUAAUUUUCUUGUAUGUGGGUUUGACCCCCUUCUAUUAUCUAAGACAUGCCAUUACUGAUG